ACACCGAGUACGCGUCACACAGUGGUCAAAAUGUGGUAAACUCAGGAGGCGCAGUCGAGUGAGUCCAGAACAACUUUUCACCACUGUGAUGACGCGUACUCGUUGUCGAUAAGAGUACAGACCACGCUAAACCACAUUCGAUUUGUUAAAUUGUUUUAGUACUAUUUUUUAAUGGCUCUCAAAAUAUAACGAGGAUAUUUAAUUAUUACAGGUGACUAGGUGUUGUCCAGCUAGUCACAGGUGUGGAACAAUUGAAAGUAUAAUAAUUUUUUCCAUUUUGUCGCUAGCGUUGAUGGCCACGCACAUUGUUUGGGUCCGGGAACACAAUCGCAUCGCCAAGUACCUUCAUGUGCUCAAUCCAUCGUGGCUCGAUGAAAGACUCUUCCAAGAGGCGCGCAAAAUCGUCAUUGCUGAGCUACAACACAUCACGUUCAGCGAGUGGCUUCCUGUCUUCUUCAGUGAAGACUUGCAAAAACGUGAAAAUAUUCUUCUGGAACCAUCAGGAAACUACUUUAACGGUUAUGAUCCAAAAGUCAAUCCAGAGAUCAUAAACGCCUUCGCAACGGCGGCUUUUCGAAUGGGUCACUCUAUGAUCAGGGAUGAAUUUGGACAGUUUGACGGGCAGUUUAGACAACAAGGUUUUAUUCCAAUGAAAACAUUUUUUGACCCGUCACCUCUGUAUUCAUUGAGCAAGAAUGGUAUCAGUGGAAUCUUGUUGGGAUUGGUGGCUCAAGCAUCUCUAAACGUAGACAGAUUCUUUGCACCAGCCGUACGAGAGAACCUGGUGACACCUGGACCACCAGUCCAUGGGAUCGUGGGUGAUCUCUCAGCUAUCAACAUCCAACGUGGUCGUGAUCAUGGUUUGCCGCCAUACAACCAGUUCCGAAAGAUCUGCGGCUUGAGUCUCGCAGCGUCCAUUGACAACUUCACGAACAUAAACGCGGCUCAGCGAGAGAGGAUCCGCGUGGCAUACAACGAUAAUGUCAACGACGUCGACUUGUUUGUUGGAGGUUUAAGCGAAAGUCCUUUGCCAGGAAGCACAAUGGGUGCUACCUUUACUUGCAUUCUUGUUAAAGGGUUUAAAAACCUUCGUGAGGGAGAUCGCUUCUGGUACGAGAGGAAUGAUUCCUACACUGGAUUUACAAUGGCUCAGUUGAAUGCGAUUCGAAAUGCAACCCUAGCAAGAGUAAUAUGCGACAACUCAGAUGGGAUUGGGCUUAUCACACCGAAUGUCUUCCUGGAAAGGAGUGUGUCCAAUGAUUUGACAGACUGUUUCAACCUAAAAAUUGUCAACUUGAAUGAAUGGAAAGAAGCGUUGAUGGCCACGCACAUUGUUUGGGUCCGGGAACACAAUCGCAUCGCCAAGUACCUUCAUGUGCUCAAUCCAUCGUGGCUCGAUGAAAGACUCUUCCAAGAGGCGCGCAAAAUCGUCAUUGCUGAGCUACAACACAUCACGUUCAGCGAGUGGCUUCCUGUCUUCUUCAGUGAAGACUUGCAAAAACGUGAAAAUAUUCUUCUGGAACCAUCAGGAAACUACUUUAACGGUUAUGAUCCAAAAGUCAAUCCAGAGAUCAUAAACGCCUUCGCAACGGCGGCUUUUCGAAUGGGUCACUCUAUGAUCAGGGAUGAAUUUGGACAGUUUGACGGGCAGUUUAGACAACAAGGUUUUAUUCCAAUGAAAACAUUUUUUGACCCGUCACCUCUGUAUUCAUUGAGCAAGAAUGGUAUCAGUGGAAUCUUGUUGGGAUUGGUGGCUCAAGCAUCUCUAAACGUAGACAGAUUCUUUGCACCAGCCGUACGAGAGAACCUGGUGACACCUGGACCACCAGUCCAUGGGAUCGUGGGUGAUCUCUCAGCUAUCAACAUCCAACGUGGUCGUGAUCAUGGUUUGCCGCCAUACAACCAGUUCCGAAAGAUCUGCGGCUUGAGUCUCGCAGCGUCCAUUGACAACUUCACGAACAUAAACGCGGCUCAGCGAGAGAGGAUCCGCGUGGCAUACAACGAUAAUGUCAACGACGUCGACUUGUUUGUUGGAGGUUUAAGCGAAAGUCCUUUGCCAGGAAGCACAAUGGGUGCUACCUUUACUUGCAUUCUUGUUAAAGGGUUUAAAAACCUUCGUGAGGGAGAUCGCUUCUGGUACGAGAGGAAUGAUUCCUACACUGGAUUUACAAUGGCUCAGUUGAAUGCGAUUCGAAAUGCAACCCUAGCAAGAGUAAUAUGCGACAACUCAGAUGGGAUUGGGCUUAUCACACCGAAUGUCUUCCUGGAAAGGAGUGUGUCCAAUGAUUUGACAGACUGUUUCAACCUAAAAAUUGUCAACUUGAAUGAAUGGAAAGAAGAACCUGGAAGAAAAGAAUCCUGCCAACACAACAUUGAUGCGGAAAACCUUUUGCAUCGUGAACAUGAAGGGACUAACGACUUUGCUUCUGUGUAACUAACUCACUGAAUUAUAGUCAGGAGGAGGGGAGGGACUACCAUAUAAAAGGGACAAGGGUGCCCGUCGUACCUUUCAGGUGUUGAAAAAGCGGUUUUAUUACCUCUUAGGGUAUUCAGCGUCAAAUGGUCCACACCGAAAACUUUUGCAGUACCUUUAUGGGUAUUGAGCCGAAAAAAAUAUGACAGGAGGUAAAUGUGCCAUUUUAAAAUGGGUACCUCUAACGGUUAAUAAAUUUCCAUGUCAAAAUUUCCGACGAGCUCCUCCGUCCUUUCUAUACGGGAUUUCCCCCCAGGGCUAAGUCCAGGUAGUUUGAUGUUUCUUCUCUCGAUUUGGGAUCGGAGAUGGUCGUCGGAUAAAAGACCCAGUAAGGGUGCCGAACGCGUGUUCGUAUGACUAGCACAACUGGCGUGACUAGCUUUACGAUUAGUUUGUACCCUAGCGUGACAGGUUUGUGCGUAACAGAAUAAAUAAACAUAGUGGGACCAUGCGUUAUUAGGCCAUAAGUAUACUGCUCGUAUGUAAUAAAACCUCUUAAGGGAACUCAAUCACGAUAUUUUGAGUUAUUUUGGCCAUGCAGUACAAAAUUGCCUUCAAAUUGAAGGAAACCUGAAAAUAGAAGUUUAAAACACUAAAGAAAUCAUAAUAAUAAAACAUGAUGAAAGAAGGAUGGUUCAGGAUGGAGAAGAGUAACACAGGUUACAACCGACGCACUUGAAAAAUUUAAGCUAAACUUUUAAAGAUGCGCAAACCGGACGUAGCUCCUUUAAAUUAAAAUAGCGGGAUCAGUCGACGCAAUCACAUCAACCUCAUACCCAGGGUCUUAAUCGUGGUUUUAAAUAAACAGCCAAAGUAAACUAACGAUUCUUUGGCAUGCAAUAAGCGUCAAAGCUUUUGGUGGCUAUGAUCAGUGUGUUUAUAAUUAAAACACGA
Molecule: messenger RNA, 3367 nt
Organism: Orbicella faveolata
Lineage: Eukaryota; Metazoa; Cnidaria; Anthozoa; Scleractinia; Merulinidae
Product: peroxidasin-like
Biological process (GO): response to oxidative stress
Molecular function (GO): heme binding; peroxidase activity
Source: RefSeq, a predicted model, not a curated record